Scomber scombrus (Atlantic mackerel) is the source of this 2013-nucleotide messenger RNA. Its product is annotated as protein NLRC3-like. The transcript is spliced from 4 exons. The record is from RefSeq and is a predicted model, not a curated record. NCBI's taxonomy places the organism in Eukaryota, Metazoa, Chordata, Actinopteri, Scombriformes, Scombridae. Bases 1 to 2013 code for a protein of 670 amino acids.
AUGGCAACACUUGAGCUUUUUGAAAUUCUAGAAAAAUUAACAGAGGAUGAGUUUAAGAAUUUCCAGUGGAUCCUGAAGCAUGAUAACAUCUUGGAGGGCUUUAAAGGCAUCCCAGUGGCUCGGCUGGAGAAAGCAGAAAGGCGAGAUACAGUGGAUCUGAUGGUACAGAAACAUCAGGAUCAUGGAGCUCUGCAGCUAACCAAGAAGGUUUUAGAAAAGAUCGGCAGGAAUGAUCUGGUGCAGAGUUCACAAAACUUCCAACCUGAACCAAAAGGACCAACAGAUGCAUCUCCAGGCUCAACAGUCCUGUCCCACCAUGAUAAUGAACCAGCCCAACUUCCAACUAAACAAAGAGCAGGUAGUGGACGGCAGAAGGUUUUAGGUACAUAUUAUUUCAUUCUGAAGAAGAAAUUUCAGAAAGCCACUGACGGAACUGAUAAAGCAGGAAGAAAAACCCUCCUCAAAAAGAUUUUCACUGAGGUCUACAUCACAGAGGGAAAGAGUAGAGAGGAUAAUAUCCAACACGAAGAGAAGCAGCUUGAAACAGCUUCGAAGACAAACACCCUCCAUGACACUCCAAUCAAGUGUCACGACAUCUUUAAAGUCUUACCUGACCAAGAGGAACACAUCAUCAAAGUUGUUCUGAUGAGCGGCGUCGCUGGCGUUGGAAAAACCUUCUCAGUGCAGAAGUUCAUUCUGGACUGGUUAGAGGGCUCCGAAAACCAAGAUAUCAGUCUGCUGAUUCCACUUUCGUUCAAGGAGCUGAACGUGGUCAAAAAAGAGCCGCACAGUCUGCUCACACUGAUCCGUCGUUUUUAUCCAACAUUAGAGAACGUCAUAGCAGAGAUGCUCGAUUCUGAAGACUUUAAAGUUUUGUUCAUCUUUGACGGCCUGGAUGAAAGCAGACUUUCACUGGAUUUCGAGAACAAUGAGGUCAUGUCAGAUGUCACACAGAAGUCAUCAGUCAGUGUACUGCUGACAAACCUCAUCACAGGGAAUCUGCUUCCCUUUGCUCUCAUCUGGAUCACUUCCAGACCUGCAGCAACCAAUCAGAUCCUAGAUCAGGAUUGUGUUGACAGGUUAACAGAAGUACGAGGCUUCACUGACGCACAGAAGGAGGAGUACUUCAAGAAGAGAUUCAGUGUUGAGCAGUCCAGCAAAAUCAUCUCACACAUCAAGACAUCCAGGAGCCUCCACAUCAUGUGUACCAUCCCAGUCUUCUGCUGGAUCAUUGCUAGAGUUGUGGAGAGCACGUUAAAUACAGACCAGAGAGGAGAGCUGCCCGAGACCAUGACUGACCUGUACUCACACUUCCUGGUGGUUCAGACAAAGAGGAAGAAGAACAAAUAUGAUGAGGGACCUGAGACCAAAACACAGAAGGGGGCUGACAAUGAGUUUCUUCUGAAGCUGGGGAGGCUGGCGUUUGAACAUCUGGAGAAAGGAAACAUCAUGUUCUACCAAGAAGACCUGGAGCUGUGUGGUCUUGAUGUCAAAGAGGCCGCAGUGUCGUCAGGAUUCUUUACAGAGAUCUUCAAAGCAGAGGGUGUGAUCUUUGAGGAAACAGUCUACAGCUUUGUUCAUCUGAGUGUUCAGGAGUUUCUGGCUGCAGUCUACAUCUACCACUGUUACACCAACAGGAAGACAGAGGUACUGGAGGACUUUCUGGGAGAAGAAGAAGAAGAAGAAGAAGAAGAAGAAGAAGAAGAAGAAGAAGAAGAAGAAGAAGAAGAAGAAGAAGAAGAAGAAGAAGAAGAAGAAGCAUCAUCAUCAUCAUCAUCUCCAUCUCUGGAUGACUUUCUGAAGAGAGCCAUGGAGAAAUCUCUCCAAAAUAAAAAUGGCCACCUGGAUCUGUUUGUCCGCUUCCUUCAUGGCCUCUCUCUGAAGUCCAACCAGAGUCUCUUAGGAGACCUGCUGGGGUGGACAGAGAACAGUCCAGAAACCAUCCAGAGAUUUGCAGGCUGUUUUAGCGAAAAAGGAAGUGGACGCACUGUCAUCUUAGAGACGUUGCCUUGA